CUCUGCGCCAACAUAAAUAACGCCCGAAAAUCCAGGCCGCGGCCCUUGUUCCCGGGCCGGACCCAAUCAGGUCAUCAGCACCCCCGGGCGGCACUGCAUCGGAACCCCAUCUGACGCCUGCGCCUUUUCUUAUCCUCUCCAUCUCUCUCCGGCGGCUGCUUCGUCUCCCUCUUAUUUGUCUGUUCCGGCCGGCUUGCAUUCCAUCUAUCCAUCGAUUCAUCCUCUCUCUGGUCACUUGUCAGACCAUGUCCUACUAUCCCCCCUACUCGGGACCCCCCGGGUAUCCCCCGCAGCAGUAUUCCUAUCCUCCCCAGCAGAGCUAUGGCUCCCCGCCCCAGCAAUAUCAGCAGACAGAUGAAUCCUCAUCAGCACCCGCACCACCAGCACCACUCGUCUUACGAGGGUGGUUACCCCGGCCAGGCCUAUCGCCAACAACAGCCUCCCAGCAACCCGUACCAAUACAACCAGCCCUCACCGCAACCAUACCAAGGGUCGCAAGCCCCCCCGAAUGGCUAUAAUGGUGGUUACUCUGCUCCCAACCAAGGUGCGAUGUACGGGGGUCGGCCAGGCGCCGACGCCUACCAGAGUUCCUACAACCAAGGCAACCACGGCAGCCACAGCAGCCACGGCAUCCCUGCGCCCCCGCCCACCGAGCCGGUCAGCUUCGGCCAAGGAGCGCCGCAAGGAUACAACUUCCAGUACUCGCGCUGUACGGGCAAGAGAAAGGCUUUGCUGAUCGGUAUUAACUACUUCAACCAGAAGGGUCAGCUGCGCGGAUGUAUCAACGAUGUCAAGAACAUGUCGACCUACCUGAACCAGAACUUUGGCUACGCUCGCGAAGACAUGGUGAUUCUGACGGAUGAUCAACAAAACCCCAUGAGUCAACCCACCAAGGCGAACAUCCUGCGUGCCAUGCACUGGCUCGUCAAGGACGCUCAGCCGAACGACUCCCUGUUUUUCCACUACUCUGGGCACGGUGGACAGACGCCUGAUCUCGACGGAGACGAAGACGAUGGAUACGACGAAGUAAUUUACCCGGUCGACUUCCGGGCAGCGGGCCACAUUGUCGACGACGAAAUGCACCGGAUUAUGGUCAAACCGCUACAGCCGGGCGUCCGAUUGACGGCUAUCUUCGACUCGUGCCACUCAGGCUCGGCGCUCGACCUGCCCUACAUCUACUCGACCCAGGGUAUCCUCAAGGAGCCCAACUUGGCCAAGGAGGCGGGCCAGGGCCUACUGGGCGUGGUGUCGGCAUAUGCGCGCGGUGACAUGGGCGGCAUGAUGUCGACGGCCGUUGGGUUCCUGAAGAAGGCCACCAAGGGCGACGAGGCAUACCAGCGUACGGUCCAGACCAAGACGAGCGGAGCGGAUGUGAUCAUGUGGUCCGGCAGCAAGGACGACCAAACCAGUCAAGACGCCCAGAUCGCGGGUCAAGCCACGGGCGCCAUGUCGUGGGCAUUCAUCAGCGCGCUCCGCAAGAACCCCCAGCAGAGUUACGUGCAGUUGCUGAACAGCAUUCGAGACGAGUUGGCGACCAAGUAUACGCAGAAGCCGCAGCUGAGCUGCAGCCAUCCCUUGGACGUGAAUUUGCGGUAUGUUAUGUAAAUAGUUGCUU
Messenger RNA from Aspergillus ibericus CBS 121593, 1615 nucleotides. Its product is annotated as caspase family protein. Lineage: Eukaryota; Fungi; Ascomycota; Eurotiomycetes; Eurotiales; Aspergillaceae. The record is from RefSeq and is a predicted model, not a curated record. The transcript is spliced from 6 exons. The coding region runs from base 322 to 1605 and encodes 427 amino acids. Gene Ontology annotation, molecular function: cysteine-type endopeptidase activity. Gene Ontology annotation, biological process: proteolysis.